Messenger RNA from Ambispora leptoticha, 172 nucleotides. The record is from the annotation of a GenBank genome assembly. NCBI's taxonomy places the organism in Eukaryota, Fungi, Glomeromycota, Glomeromycetes, Archaeosporales, Ambisporaceae.
GACCUCAUUUUUGGUGGCUAGGCUCUGCGGCUGUUAUUGGCAAUGCAAGGAUCUAUGUCUUAGAUUCACUUCGUCGCCAGAUAAUACUAUAAGCCGAUUCUCUUUAAAGCUAUGUGGCUACAAUCUGGCCUCAAUAUGUUUUAUUGGUGCCGCGGUUGAUCCUCGAUUUUGA